UUUUUCUGUCUCUCUUUCCCUUUUACUUAUUUCUUAUUUCUUAUUUCUUAUUACCAUUUUACUCCUCUUUUACUGUUUCUACCCGUCACUGCCCCUCUCUCCUUCGUAUCUCCUCUCCUCUGCUUUCUUCGCCUACUGCUCUCCUGUCCCUGUCUGUUUAAACUCCCUCCAUCGCCUCUACGUUCAUCGACCCCGCCCUUUUUUGGCUUUGACCUCCCAUGGCUUCUUCGCCCUCCUCCAACGCUCGUCUAGUCCCUAGUCGACAUAAUUCUGCAGACAUACUCUCUUCCUCCCCAAAUCGUGAAGCUGCUACUCGAUUGCUCUCCUCUUCUCCCUAUGCCCAACCUUACUUUAACAGACCUGCAUCGCGUGGUAGCAGUGUCAAUGGCGACAACAACCCUACUCCAUCCUCUUCAUUCCGAUCUCCAUCCACUCUUCAAAACUACCGUCAAAACAACGAGGGUCCUUCAAACGCUCAGAACAUCCCAGUCUUGCCCCGUUCUGGUCUUGACAGUAGUAGCAAUAGUAUUCAUGGUAGUUACGUGAGCGGUACUCCAGGUUUUACUGAUUCAAUCAAUCCUGUUGUCGAUAUUCCGGCUGAUGAGGCCUCGAAGGUCGUCAAAAAGCAUCUUGUUCUUAAUUCGCCCUCGCGUGACAGCCUUGACUCUGACCGUAAUGGUGCUAAUAAUGCGGGACCCUCUUCUUAUGGUGCAACUAAUGAUGGUGCAGGAACUUCGGAAAUUGUUGAUUAUACAACAGCUUUCAAGUUACCAGGAGGAGCCAUUACCCGCGACGUCUACAAGUGGCAGGCUGAUCAGGAGAACGAACAGAACCGGCGAGCUCGCUCGAGGUCUUUCUAUCUGCCACGCCCUGUUGAGCCAUCAGUCACAACUUUAAAGCAACCCGGUGGCAUGCGGAGAUACCACAUGAUCAUGAAGGCAAAUGCAAGCGGACGUCAAGCCAACGUCUUCACCAAGAGCUUCAUCGAUUUCUUGGCCAUGUAUGGUCACUUUGCAGGAGAGGACUUGGAUGAAGACGAUGAAAGCGGUGAUUAUGAUGAAGAAGGUGGAGAAGGAGAAGGCUCGAGAACUCCAGGUUCUGGUAUGGAAUCCACACCCCUGAUACCAAAAUUACAGCAACCUCCCCAAGGAGAUGCUACACCCGCCAAAGCUGUGUUUUUGCUACUAAAGUCAUUUGUUGGAACUGGAAUCAUGUUCUUGCCUAAAGCGUUCAACAAUGGUGGUAUCUUAUUCUCGUCUGUAGUCUUGGUCCUCAUUGCUGCCAUUUCACUCUUUUCCUUCCUGCUGUUGGUCGAGUCCCGUCAAGUGGUUCCCGCCUCUUUUGGUGAUAUCGGAGGCCAUCUCUAUGGUCCAUACAUGCGUCAGGCAGUCCUAUGGGCCAUUGCUAUUUCUCAGAUUGGUUUUGUCUGCGCUUACAUGAGCUUCGUCGCCACUAAUUUGGAAGCCCUUGGCAAGAACGUGCUGAAUUUCUCAGAGUCAUUCCCUUCCUAUAUCUUCGUCCUCAUCCAGCUUGUUGUCUUUAUCCCAUUAGCUUUAAUCCGCAACAUCGCCCGUCUGUCCUUCACUGCUGUUGUAGCUGACGUAUUUAUCUGCUUCGGAUUGAUAUACAUGUAUUAUUUCGACAUCUUCACUUUGGCCACUAAGGGAUUGAGCGAUGUUGUUAUGUUCAACCCCAGGGACUUUUCUUUGUUCAUUGGAACUGCUGUGUUCACAUUUGAAGGCAUUGGGCUUAUUAUUCCAAUUACAGAAGCAAUGAAGGAGCCCGAAAAGUUUCCAAAGGUAUUGACAGGCGUAAUGAUUGGCAUUACAGUUCUGUUCACAUCUGUAGGAGCACUUUCGUAUGCUGCCUUUGGAUCCAAGACCGAAACCGUGGUUUUACUCAACUUGCCCCAAAAGAGUCAUUGGGUGCAGUCUGUUCAAGCCCUAUAUUCGAUCGCCAUCAUGCUUUCAAUCCCUCUGCAAUUAUUCCCUGCUAUCCGUAUUAUGGAGAACGGUCUUUUCACUCGCUCUGGCAAAUAUAACACAAUGGUCAAAUGGCAAAAGAACUUUUUCCGCAUCCUGUCCUUGUUCAUAUGUGCAGCGAUCUCGAUCUGGGCUGGAGAUGAGCUCGACAAGUUUGUCUCUAUCGUUGGCUCUAUUGCUUGUAUUCCAUUGGCUUACAUCUUCCCCGCCAUGUUCCACUAUAAAACCCACCCAUAUCGGAAGUCGCGUAUUUUUGAUAUUCUCUUGAUUGUCUUCGGAGUUAUUACCAUGGUCUACACAACUGGCAGCACGGUCUACCAGUGGAUUGAAGCCUAAAAACUCUCAAGUCUUAUCUUACAUUCCCUCUCCUGUGUUUAG
This is a messenger RNA of Lobosporangium transversale, 2360 nucleotides long. Its product is annotated as transmembrane amino acid transporter protein-domain-containing protein. The record is from RefSeq and is a predicted model, not a curated record. The coding region runs from base 219 to 2318 and encodes 699 amino acids. NCBI's taxonomy places the organism in Eukaryota, Fungi, Mortierellomycota, Mortierellomycetes, Mortierellales, Mortierellaceae. Gene Ontology annotation, molecular function: amino acid transmembrane transporter activity. The transcript has 7 exons. Gene Ontology annotation, biological process: amino acid transmembrane transport.